Messenger RNA from Saccharomycodes ludwigii, 2934 nucleotides. It is a transcript of the gene SNU114, whose product is annotated as U5 snRNP GTPase SNU114. Bases 1 to 2934 code for a protein of 977 amino acids. Gene Ontology annotation, molecular function: GTPase activity; translation elongation factor activity; GTP binding. Gene Ontology annotation, biological process: mRNA splicing, via spliceosome. The record is from RefSeq and is a predicted model, not a curated record. NCBI's taxonomy places the organism in Eukaryota, Fungi, Ascomycota, Saccharomycetes, Saccharomycodales, Saccharomycodaceae. The transcript has a single exon. Gene Ontology annotation, cellular component: U2-type catalytic step 2 spliceosome; U4/U6 x U5 tri-snRNP complex; cytosol.
AUGACGGACGAACAUGAAGUUUAUGAUGAAUUUGGAAAUAUCAUUACACAUUCGGAUAACAAGGACGGGAAUACUCAUCAACUCAUUAUAUCUGAAAAAAUACAAGCAGAAGAGUCAAUUGCCUUAGAACAUGAUUUAAACAACGAUUUUGAUGACAUAGAAGAUGAAAAUAGCAAUAGUAAUCUGCCCAUUGUAUUCGAACAAAAAGAGGAAGAUAUCUAUGACAAUGACUUAUUGAAUCCGCAUCUACCAUCAACAGCAACAAAUUCAUCAUCACACAUACCAAAAAGGAUUGAGCGUACCAAAAAAAAUGGAUAUUAUUAUAAAUCUAUACCAAGAUUUACUUUCAACAAACCAUAUUUCCUAGAACUUUCACAGCUACCUCAGCGUAAUAAAUCAAUAUGUUUUUUGGGUCCACACAAAUCCGGAAAGACAACAUUAUCAAGCGAAUUAAUGACUGCCAGAAUAAGGCAUCAUAACUUGUUUACACCUUACUACAUGGAUAAUUUGCAAGUUGAGAUUGAGAGGGGAAUGUCUAUUAAACUAAAUGGAGCAACUUACUUGGCAACUGAUUCAAAUGAUAAAUCCUGGUGUUUUACCGUAUUGGACACUCCGGGCCAUGUUGAUUUUAACGAUGAAAUGAUUUGCGGGGCAUCUAUUUGUGAUGUAAUUUGCAUUGUUCUUGAUGUUGUGGAGGGUGUGAAUAGUGUUGUAGAAAGAACGUAUCACAUGUUAAGAGGGAGAUAUAAUGACGCUGGUAAAAACAUUAUUUUUAUAUUGAAUAAAAUUGAUAGAUUGGUAUUAGAAUUAAAAUUGCCGCCCCUAGAUUGUUACAAAAAAUUGAAAUCUUGUGUAGACGAUAUAAACAUUAUGGCCACUAACUAUUAUUCUAAUCUGGGUAAUCAAGACGUUCCAUACUAUUCACCAGAAGUAAACAAUGUUUUAUUUGGUUCAGGAAAAUUGGGCAUUAUUUUUAGCAUAGAACAAUUUGUUAGCCAAUUUUAUUGGACUGGGCUAAAUAGGGAUCCCAAUAGAAUAUUGCAAUUUACUGAACGAAUGUGGGGCGACGUUUAUUUUACAGGUACAAAGUUCACGACCCACAUUAAUGCUGCUAAAAAUAUCAAGCGAGAAGUUCCUACGUUUGUACAAUUUAUAUUAGAACCAUUUUACAAAAUAAUAACACACUCAAUAAGCUUAAAUUCUAAGGAUUUAAGUAAAUGGUUGGAGAAACAUUUUAAAAUUAAGUAUAGCCAAGAAAGUGAAGAGUUUUUGCCCACAUUGAGAUCAGUUUUCAAACAUAUUUUUGCUAAGGGUGAACUUGGAUUUAUUGAUGCAAUAAUAGAUGGAAAAAAGGAUGAUGUUGAACCGGUUGAUACAAGUAAACUUAAACACAGAUUGGUUGCCCAUGCAGUUAAAGUUCUAGAGUAUUGUGGUGAUAUAUGGACUUUAGUGAAAGUUGAAAAAGGUUGUUUAAAAGUGGGCAAGUCUUAUAUGAUAUUGGAUUCAGAGACGGAAAUAGAUUUGGCUGAUGGUGGCGAAGAUGAUGUAAGCGUUUUCCCUAGAUGCAACAUCACGGACAUUAGGCUACUUGGUGGAAGAUUCGUAUAUGGCACCAUUGAUGUUGCUUAUGAAAGGCAAAUUGUUUUAGUUAAAGGUAUUGAUGGAUUCAUCAAUAAAUCGGGCACGCUAUUAGAUACUGAUGCUACGACCCAACUAUUUAAAUUCCCGUCAUUACAACCUCUAAGUGAACCUGUUUUCAAAAUUAUUUUGCAGCCAUAUAAUCCAAAGGAUUAUCCAAAAUUAAUCGAUGGGUUGAAUUUGAUAAACCAAUUGUACCCAGGCUCGAUUAUAAAGGUGGAGGAAAGUGGAGAACACGUUGUUUUAGGCACUGGUGAAUUGUAUUUGGAUACUUUGUUAUACGAUUUAAGAACAAAUUACACUAGUAAUAUUCAAAUUAAAAGUACGGCUAUUCCGAUCACUACAUUUAAAGAAGGAUGCAGCAGUGAGUCAUUUGCAUCUAUUCCAAUAGAAUCUAGCAAUUUCGUUAUUAGGAUAUCUGCAAAACCACUGGAUGAAAAGUUAAUUUAUGACUUACAGGAUGAAAACAAGUAUAAAACAAUAAGAAACUUAUCUAGAAAGCAACUAUCAAAGUUGCUAAGAACUCAAUAUAUGUGGGAUUCAUUAUCUGCAAGAAACUGUUGGGGAUUUUUUUCAACGAAUUGUUUUAUUAACAACACUUUACCGGAUGAGGUCGAUCAACAUCUGUUGAAUGAUGAAUUAAAAGAUACUAUAUACAAGGGAUUUGAAUGGUGUUGUCUGGGCGGACCUUUAGUUGAAGAACCGAUUCAUGGUGUACAAUUUGACCUAAUAAAGAUAGAAAUAAAAAAUAGUGAUCAUAGUAUUGAAAAUGCAAACGAAUUAAUUCCAUUAGUGAGAAAAGCAUGCUAUGUGGCAUUACUAACUGCAAAACCUAUAUUGUACGAACCAAUUUAUGAUAUUGACAUUAUUACUAAACCAAUAUAUUUUCAAAUUAUAGAAUCAUUAUUUGACAAAAGACGGGGUGCUAAAAUAUACAGAAAAUUAGAAAUUCCAAGCACACCCUUGAUUGAAUUAAGAGGUCAAAUACCAAUCAUCGACUCUAUUGGGUUUGAAGUUGAUUUGAAAGCUAGUUGUAAUGGAGAUUGCUCGGUACAAGAACAUAACUUUAGAAAAAUGUGGAGAAAAGUUCCUGGCAAUGUUAUGGAUUGUGAAUGUGAAUUGCCGAACUUGAAACCUGUCCCUUACGAAAGUUUGAGUAGAGAUUUUGUUUUGAAAACCAGAAGGAGAAAAGGUUUGGAAAACAAUGUUAGUUCCGCUGAUGAGGAAGGUCCUAGUUUAAGAAAGUAUUUGAAUCGUGAAUUAUAUGAUAAAAUAGUUAAUAAUGGAUUGCUAUAG